Molecule: messenger RNA, 540 nt
Organism: Trifolium pratense (red clover)
Lineage: Eukaryota; Viridiplantae; Streptophyta; Magnoliopsida; Fabales; Fabaceae
Exons: 1
Coding region: 1-540 (179 amino acids)
Molecular function (GO): nucleic acid binding; RNA-DNA hybrid ribonuclease activity
Source: RefSeq, a predicted model, not a curated record
AUGUCAGGAACAGCAGCAGAAAUCGCAACUCGCGAGCUAGUCAUGGAAUGGCAGAAACCGCAACUGAACUGGUAUAAAUGCAAUAUAGAUGCGGGGUUCCAUCACGAAGCUGGAAAAACUAGUGCAAGCUGGUGCGUAAGAGACUACAUGGGUCGGUUUGUAUCAGCUGGUAGUUCAUGGAUUAAUGGCAGAUGUUCGAUCAAUGAAGGUGAGGCCAUAGCAAUGCUGGAAGCCAUAAAGGAGCUACACCAAAGAGGUUAUACAAAUGUAACCUUUGAAACAGACUCGCUAAAUGUAGUGAACACAAUUUACAAUAUGCAUUCCGGUGUGUCGGAAUUUAGUUCCAUUGUUUGUAAGAUCAAAUGUAUGUUGUCAAAUCGUUGCGACUUUGAGGUGAAGUCUAUUAAGCGGCAAACGAACAUGGUUGUUCACACGCUUGCUAGAGCGGCCAUUUCUUGGCCUAGUCGCUGCAUCUUUGAGUUAAUACCUUCUUGUAUUGAAUAUUUACUCUAUAAUUUCCUUUUGUCAAAAAAAAGUUAG